GCGCCGACAGACUUUUUCUGUUGCUUUCAUACCUCAGUGUUUUUAGCUAGCCGGCUAUAACUAAGACUAAGUUAAGCUAUUUGAACACCUAACUUCAAAGUUAGUUGAUUUCAUCAGGUAGGAAAGCCACUGUGAAUCAUAAGAAUUGCAAUGAUGUCAAAGUCAAAGAUGUGCAACAGACCAAAAAAGCAAGAGACUGCCCAGUGGACGAGGUUAUUUGAAAACGACUUGAAAACCCAAGAACAGUCAGAGGUCUUCGUAAAACGAAUGAUGGCCCUGGCUGUCUCCUCCAUCACAUAUCUCAGAGGAAUAUUCCCAGAGGACGCCUACAAAUCUAGAUAUCUGGAAGAUUUAUGCAUCAAAGUAUUACGAGAAGAUUGUGCAACACCAGGUGCACGCAAAAUAGUGAAAUGGAUGAUGGGCAGCUUUGACGCAUUACACAGGAGAUAUCUUCAGGUUGCGUUUAUUGGGGUUCACACUAAUCCAGAUGACCCCAAUUCCAUCAUUGAGUCCUACCAAUUCAAAUUCAGAUACACAGACCAGGGACCACAGAUGGACAUACUCAGCAACAAGGAUGCGGAGAUGAAGGUGACCAUGGAGGACACCAAAAAAGCAUCGGUCCUCCUGACCAGGAAGUUGUUCCUCCUCCUGCAGAACCUGGACGUCCUCCCCAACGACGUGUGCCUCACCAUGAAGCUCUACUACUAUGACGACGUCACCCCAAGCGACUAUGAGCCUCCUGGCUUCAAAGAAGGUGUGUGUGACACCCUGUGGUUCGAGGGCAUGGCCGUCCACUUCCGGGUAGGGGAGGUGGAGACCCCGUUCCACACCCUGAAGGUGCGGGUGGCAGCGGAGCAGGGCCGCGUGGAGAAGCUACAGGAGGGGAAGCAUCUGAGGGAAAGCCAACGGGCGUCAUCUGAAACCCAAAGCACUCUACUGGAGAUAGCCGCUCAGGCUGGGGCCUCUGACCCUGAGGGAUUUACAGAGGAGGAUUUCCCAUCCGAGGAUGAGUCUGCGCAAUUCAAGAAACCUCAAAAAGCUGCAACAAAGAGGAAAGCAGGUGCCAACAAGCUCUCAGGAAGGAAAGGAAGGAGAGCUGAGCCUUGAGCCUGGCACCCUCUAGUGUUGUUAAAU
Messenger RNA from Hypomesus transpacificus, 1134 nucleotides. It is a transcript of the gene zte38, whose product is annotated as zebrafish testis-expressed 38. The transcript is spliced from 12 exons. Lineage: Eukaryota; Metazoa; Chordata; Actinopteri; Osmeriformes; Osmeridae. The coding region runs from base 151 to 1107 and encodes 318 amino acids. The record is from RefSeq and is a predicted model, not a curated record.